Molecule: messenger RNA, 1559 nt
Organism: Myzus persicae (green peach aphid)
Lineage: Eukaryota; Metazoa; Arthropoda; Insecta; Hemiptera; Aphididae
Product: peroxisomal leader peptide-processing protease-like
Exons: 5
Coding region: 535-1278 (247 amino acids)
Biological process (GO): protein processing; regulation of fatty acid beta-oxidation
Cellular component (GO): peroxisome
Molecular function (GO): serine-type endopeptidase activity
Source: RefSeq, a predicted model, not a curated record
UUUUUCUGAUAAUAAACUCAAAAAAGUUAUGAUAAAAAUUAAAAAUUAAAAACCGUGAAGAGUGAAGCCUAGGUCUAGUAUAUAUUCUCGUAAAUCGUAAUAAUGUGAGCAUUAAGCACCUGGGGUAAUAAUACUAUUUAGCAUGUCUUGACUCUUGAUUCUUCUACUAUUCCAAUACUCUAAUUCGUAAUAAAAACUAAAAACCUUUGAGUAUUAAAAAUUAAUUUAAUAUUGCAGUAUUGUUAAUUUUAAACAGGUAACCUUCUUAAGCUUAUAUUUUAAAUUAAAAAAUAAAUUGAUCUUAGGUACAUCCUUAAAUUAUAUUUUUAAUGAUUAAAAGUGUAUUGAAAAAUCAACCUCACCCCCUCUUAAAAAAAACAUUUUACAGCCACUGGCCUAGUUAAACUCACAAUUAAAUUAAUCAUAGAAUAGAUAAAAUUAAAAUUAAAUAAAAUUAAUUUUGUGUUUAAAUAUUCUACACUACCAUUUCUUAAAAUUUAGCCCCAGGUAUAAAGUUAUAUUUUAAGUGCAGUAAUGAAAAUAGUAAACAAUAAAAUGGUUACAAUAAAUGUGAAUUUAUGUAAUGAGAUUGCCAAAAAUGCUGGCACAGGAGGAGAAAACGACAACCAAUACUUGUAUUUGCGUUCUGUAGUCAAAAUCGAGUGUGGUCAAAACGAGGGUACUGCAGUUUGUGUUCAUAAGUCUGACGCUAUCGGCAAACUCCUGUUUCUUACCUGUGCUCAUGUUGUAGACUAUAAAAUCCAAUCGGUAAUACUACGUUAUGGUGGACGUGCAAUUAAAGGUAAAGUUAUAUAUGUUAAUCGUAAGGCUGUGCCAUAUGAUAUUGCUGUAAUUGUAGCUGAACAAAUUAAACAAACUACAGACAUUUUACCUUGUCAGAUAUCAGACAAGACACCAUCUAUUGGUCAAAAAAUGUUUUCGGUUGGAUUCCCUUGUCGAGAAUAUGUACCAUCUACAGUUUUCGGUCACAUGCACAGAAUGAUUUAUAGCAUAUUGACGACCACUUGUAAUGUGCGUGCAGGGUUCAGUGGCGGUCCAGUCUUUUCAAUCGACAGAAAACUGUUGGGUCUCACUGUUGGAAAGUUGAACAUGGGCACUUAUCAUUUUGUAUUGCCUUCUACAGAAUUUGUGGAAACUAUUAACAAAUAUGUCACUACUAACAACAUUGAAAUACUUAAUGAUUUAGAAUCCAAGUGCCCAUUGAAAACAGCGUUAUGGAACAAUGGAAUUCCAACUUUCAAAGUAUGUCAUAUUUAGUUUGAACAGAAGAAUACACAUUUUUAUUAUGAUUUGUAUACUUUAUUUGUAAUGGUUUUGAUCCGUGACGACUUGGCAGACCAAAGACCCACAGACCAGUUUUUUUAAGAGGCCUCUUAAUAAAUAGCCCCUGGCCUCUUAAGGCAAAAUUGUGCCUAAAAAUUACUUACGGUUAAAUAUUUUGAUAAAUACUUUGCGCCUUGCGGGGUCUCUACUUUCUAUGUAAACCAGGAACACGCCAAAUGAAUAAAAGUUUACGAGACCCUUAGAAAAAAAAAAAA